Molecule: messenger RNA, 6585 nt
Organism: Nomia melanderi (Alkali bee)
Lineage: Eukaryota; Metazoa; Arthropoda; Insecta; Hymenoptera; Halictidae
Source: RefSeq, a predicted model, not a curated record
AACUUCCCGGCCGUCCUGCGGCCGAGCACAGGCCUGUCUCUGUUCCGCUCGCGCAGAUAAGGCGCGGAGCGAUAUCGUCUGGCCAACGACGCUGACGGUGCCUGAGAACCGGCGGUGCCCGGUGUCGGGCACUCGAACCGCCGCCACCCGCGCGACACGACGUCGUCGACGACUCUCGCCGCCCCGCGACUGGAAACACGAGACGAUCCCGAGAAACGGUCCAACGACGUAAGCGAAAAGUUGCACGUCGCGAGCGCGCGUGCUGCGUACGCCCGGUCAGAGGGUCUCAGUUCUUCCCGCCGCUUCGAAUCGAGUGGUUACGAUCGACGCCAUCGACUGGUCGACGGUUCCUUUGAACCGCUGGACCGAACACGAGAGGAUUCCAGUGGAUUCCGAUUGGCGCGACACGCCGACGCUCUCGCAGACAGGAAUUAGCCGUCCAACGCCUCCACCGUUGCACGGAUCUAUCGAGAAUCUCCCGUUCAGAGACACGUUUCAGGCCUCGCCGGAUUGCGGCGCACUUCCGAUCGAUCGUGAGAACGAGAAAGCUCUCGAGGGUCUGCCCGUGCUCGUUGGAACGAGGUGGAACUUCGGGGAAUCGUUGCGAGUAACUGGGUUCGGAAGUCGAGAUCUCGUUGGUCGAGGCUGCGCCCAGUGACGAAUGCCGGUAAAGGGAGAGAGGAGACAGGUCCCUUUAGCAUGGUGUCCUGUUCCUGAGAGCUCAGGGCCCUCUUACCAGGGAUUCUUCGGGUUGUAAAUUGGAUUAUCUAAAUGAGAUGCUGCGCUCGCCGUACCGUCUUCGUCUGUAUCUGGCCGGCGAGAUCGCGCUCCGAUUAUGAUGUGAGCCUGUGAAGGUGGAAUCCCCGAGAAGCGCGAGGUCCUCGCAAUGGAGGCGGGACCGAAGCAACAACAACAGCAGCAGCAGCAACCGCAGCAACAACAGCAGCAGCCACAGCAGCAACAGCAGCAACCGCAGCAACCGCAGUCGCAACAGCAGCAGCAGCAGCAGCAGCAGCAGCAGAAUUCGUCGCCAGCCGGCACGGGACAGUCCCCUACGAGCCAGGCAACGAGUCCGCAGGCCGGCCAGGCUCAAGGCCACGCUCAAGGUCAGCAGAAUCAAGAUGCGGCUGCAGUCGCGGAGGCCGGCCCGGUCGAGGAGGGAGUCCUCCUCGCCAGGGUGCACGUCCCGGAGCUGUACGUCAGCAAGUGUCUCCAGUUCCCCAAGGAUCAGCUCGUCUGGGACGUGAAGCAGCAAUGCCUGGCAUCCUUGCCCAAGGUGGCCACUUGGUACAGGGAGCUGAAGGAAAGCUUCAAUUACGGGCUGUUCUGCCCGCCCGUGAAUGGAAAAGCCGGAAAAUUCUUGGACGAGGAACGCCGCCUCGGCGAUUAUCCCUUCAAUGGACCCGUUGGCUACUUGGAGCUCAAGUACAAGAGACGGGUCUACAAGAUGCUGCACCUCGACGAGAAACAGCUGAAGGCGAUGCACACCCGGACGAACCUGCGGAGGUUGCUGGAGUACGUGGCGAACAGCCAGGUCGAGAAGAUCGCGAAGAUGUGCAGCAAGGGUCUGGAUCCUAACUUCCACUGUCAGGAGACUGGAGAGACUCCGUUGACCUUGGCCACGACCCUGAAGAAACCGUCGAAGGUGAUCAUAGCGUUGGUGAACGGCGGAGCGUUGCUCGACUAUCGGACGAAGGAGGGCCUGACGGCGAUGCACCGGGCGGUGGAGAGGAACAGCCUGGAGGCCGUGAAGACGCUACUGGAGCUCGGCGCCAGCCCGAAUUACAAAGACACCAAGGGACUGACGCCGCUGUACUACAGCGUCAUCUACAAAACCGACCCGAUGCUGUGCGAGACGUUGCUGCACGAUCACGCGACGAUCGGCGCCCAGGACUUGCAGGGCUGGCAGGAAGUGCAUCAGGCCUGCCGCAACAACCUGGUCCAGCACCUGGAUCACUUGCUGUUCUACGGUGCCGACAUGAACGCGCGUAACGCGUCCGGGAACACGCCGUUGCACGUAUGUGCGGUGAACAACACGGACGCCUCCUGCAUACGGCAGUUGCUGUUCAGGGGCGCCCAAAAGGACAGCCUGAACUACGCGAACCAAACGCCGUACCAAGUGGCCGUGAUCGCCGGAAACAUGGAGCUGGCCGAGGUCAUCAAGAACUAUCAGCCGGAGGAAGUCGUACCGUUUAAAGGGCCGCCACGCUACAACCCGAAACGGCGCUCGGUGGCGUUCGCCGGCACCUCGACGAUGACCACGAGCUGCUCGGCCAGUAACUUGGGCACCCUGACCAGGAUACCGUCCGCGGAGCAACAGCACGUGCCCAGCUUAGCCGGCGGGUCUGGCGGCGGCAGCCUGACCAGAACGAUCUCGGUGGAGCAGUACACGAGCGGCGUCAACGCGGUCACGAGAGUGCCGUCCGCGGAGCAAUACGCGGCCGGCACCCUGACCAGAGUACCGUCCACGGAACAUCAGUAUCCAUCCACCGGCACCCUGAACAGAGUACCGUCCGGCGAGCAAUACGCGAGCCCGAUCGCGACCGCGACAGGAACGCUCGCCAGGGUCUCCUCGUCCUCGUCUUCGUCCUCGUCCGCAUCCUCGACCUCGUCCUCCUCCUCGUCCGGGGAGCAAUACUCCGCGGCGACCGGAACGCUCACCAGAGUACCGUCCACCGAGCAAUACCCGACCGGUACGCUGACCAGAGUGCCGUCCACCGAGCAGUACCCGAGCAGGACACUGCCCGGCGAGCAGUACGCUGGGAUCGCGAGCGGUAUCGCGAGGACGGCUAAGGACUCGCAUCACCACGGCAGCCUAGGCCGAGUACCGUCCAUCGAAGCGACCCGAAACGAGCUACAGAGAAUACCGUCCGAGCAGACCGCCAGACCCGAGCAGAACGGACACCGGAUCCCGUCGGACUACCAGAGCCCGAAUUCCAUGAGGGAUCCAAACGCGAGAUUACCAGCCGCCGCGGAGAACUAUCAGAACAUAAGAAUGGAGGGACUGACGAGGCUGCAAGAGCACCGGCUUGAGCUGCAACAGCGUCUCGACAUGCACAGAACGAUGGAGAUGCCGCCGUCGCCGUCGCCGAGCAGCAGAAGUCUAGCUCCUUUCAGCUCGGCUAGCUCGAGCCUGUCCGAAGGCAGCAAUCAACCGUCCGGCGAAGAUUCCGCCAGCAUCGUCACAGACAAGAGUCUCGGCGACACAGCCUCCGACGUGAUCAGCGACAGUUCCGGCGUAGGAACCUCGCAGUCGGACACGACCAAUUCCCUCUCGAUCCCCGGGACCACCGUCGUUUGCGUCGAGAGCUACAACAGCGGGAUCCUGGGACACCUGAGCAUCAAUCAAGGGGACAUCCUCGAAGUCACGGGCGCCACCGAUUGCGGCCUGCUCGAGGGUGUUCUUCGGGGACAGGGCACGGGCCUGUUUCCCGCGCACUGCGUGCAGGAAGUCAGGCUCCGGCACACGAACAUCCCGUUGGGCCCGCAGCCGGCCAGGGACGGGCGGAACAGAGUGCUGGGACGCAGGGAAUCGCAGCAUAAGUAUUUCGCGACCGCCCCUAGGUUGAAGAAACCAGUGACUUCGGAGCCCCGCACCGUGGUAUUGCACCGCUCAAGAAAAGGUUUCGGGUUCGUGUUGCGAGGCGCCAAAGCGACCUCGCCUUUGAUGGAGCUGACGCCGUCGGCCAGGUACCCCGCCUUACAGUACCUGGACGACGUCGAUCAAGGAGGAGUGGCCGAUCUGGCUGGUCUUCGGAAAGGAGACUUCCUCAUUCAAAUCAACGGCGAGGACGUGACGACGGCCUCCCACGAGCACGUGGUCGAUCUGAUCAGAAAGUCCGGCGAGCUGGUCAGGAUGACCGUGGUCUCGCCGGUGAUCAGCCUACCGAAUUCGCAAUCGGCAGCCAUUUUGCCAACUAGUCAACCCAUUCAGAGACAGUACGCCACCCUGCCGCGUAAAGGUAACAACAACGUGGUGAUCGGCGGCACGCUCGGCAGAUCGCCGGCGCCUAUGCCACCCCGAAGAGAUCCGAAGACGACGCUGAGCGUUGGUCGAGCGCGAGCCAGAUCGAUGGUCGCAGGAUUAGAAGGAGGUGGCGAGAGGGACGAUCGCGACGAGAUAACGUCGACCGGGGCCAAAUCGAGUAGCGCGGAGUCGAUACACCUUCCCCAGCAGCCAUCCACCGGGCCGAACACCGGGCAGAACACGCCUGUGCAGCCGAGAACGGCCAGUAUCCGAUCGAGACCGACCUCCAGCAGGAUCACUGCCGCGGAACUGGAGGAACUAUUUCAGCGGCAGCAAGGUAGCACCAGUGGUCAGUACAGCUCGUCCAUGAUGAGCUCUCACUUUCAGACUGGUCAAGCUACCAAGUCGCAUCCCUCCUCGCCCGCCAAGACCGGCAGGGUAUACGCGAGCGUAGCGGAAAUGAAACGCAAAGGCAAAUCAAACUCGAGAGUGCGUUUCUUCGGAGGAUUGGGCGGUGGCUCCGACCUGCACAGAGAUUUCCAUAGCACGCCGGAUCUGAACGUGCAGGUGCAGUCGUCGAUUUUAGCGCCGAAAGGGCAUAGGAGCCAGGAGGACGUGAACGCGAUGAACGGCAGAAACGGACUUCCACCACCGAACCAUCCGCCGCCACCUCCGCCGGUCGGCCAAGUCGUCAAAGUGAACGUAGGCGCCAACGUGCCGGACGUGGUUACACCGGCUUCAGUGUACGAUAACAUGGCUCACAUACAGCAAGUCAAAGAACUGGCAGCCGCGUCAACGGACGGUGGUUACGGCGUGAUGUCAAGUUUCCGGCCAUCGAACAGCGCGAAGCUGUACGCUUCGCCGGAGGACAUGAAGACGGUAGGGUACCGUUCCCGCAGCUUGCCGGCGCACACGACCCGCUGCCACGUUAGAAAGUCCCACAGCCUGCGCACCACGAACAACACGACGUUCAAACCCCUGAACAACCAGCAGAACGCGAACAACACGGUCGCCGCGAACAACCAGGUGAACAGCAGCCAGUCGGCGAACAACCAGUACGCGCAACCGUUAAAGACGAACAGAAGCCACAGCACCGCCGGGAUCAGGGAGCGAAAGAAGAAGGGUAUCGCGACCAGCGCGUCCAUCACGAACCUCUCGUCGCUGUCGAACAACACCGGGACGAACGUGCCGGCCACGGCGCCGCCGAUCCCGGAGCCGGACUACAGUCUGUCCGAGUCGGAGAACGACGAAGGCGAAGAGGAGACCGACGACGACGGCGAAUCGGAGAUCGCGAAGGAGCUAGAGAAAGCCGCGGCGCGGGAGAAGCUGGAGUCGACCAGAGAAACCUCGGGCAACUCGAACACUUCCGGCUCGAGCUCGUCCGGCAGCAGUUCGUUGCCGCACUCGUUCAGCGUCGACGAGAUCCAGAAAGUCCGGACGCAGCUGAAGUCGUCGAAAAGCCAUCCCAACGACUUCCUGCUGCAGCAGACCGGCUCGCUCGCCGAGGACGGCGACAACAGCUCGAGCGGAGUCAGCUCCGAUCAGGAUGUACCGGUCGGCCCGCCGACCGGUUUCGACGACACGGCCGCGAGGAAUUUAGCGAACGAAGCUGCCCAGCACCCGGCGACGGUUCUGACGGUCACCGAGAAGGAGCCGAACACGAAGAGGACCAGCUACGGCGGCAGCGGAUUACUGACCAGACACGCGGUGAGCCUUGCUCAGCUGCCGCCUCCGAUCGAGGCGGACGCCGAGGAGCAGAGCAACGAUCUGUUCGUGCCACCGCCGCCGGAGUUCAACGCCGGCACCUCAGCCGGCAACCCGGACGAGAUGGUGUUCGCGCCCCCGCCCCAGUUCUGCGACAACAAGCAACAAUCGCCGCAGCCGCCGCAGCAGCAGCAGCAGCAGCAGCAGCAACAGAACCGCGUGAAGAUCAUCGGCGCGAUACCGAAAGUUACCAACAACCAAGUGAAAGCUUCCGGCGGACGGUUGCACAACCAGUGAACGAUCUCGGGGUGAACUGCGUCACCGGGACACGAUAUUUCGAAAUCCGCGCGAUCGUCGAUCGCCCAGAGUCAAUUUAAUCUCUCUUCGUAUUUAACCGACCCCUCCAGCCGAGAUCGUCGCGCGAUCCGGACACGACGGGUUCCCGUCUCGUCGCGUUUGGGAUUCGAUCGGAAGACUCGGUCGCCACGGUGACGGGAACCUGGCCGCCCACACGGAACACGCGCGCGUGAACAGCGUGCUCGCGUCUUUGAAUUCUUGUCUUUCGAAGCGUUCAAGGUGGCAGCGAGAAAUUCGCUUAGAAGUCAGGGUAUCCGCGAACAUCCGACAGAGGUUCGUUUUUGUGUUGUUAAUUGAUCGGCUUGCAAUUUAUUUCAACUCUGAGCUCGCGAGGAGAAGCUAUGCGUUCGUUGUAGACACGAUUCAGGGCGUAGAUGAUGAAAUCAAUGAUACGAGAGGAAUUCCUCCGUAAACCGUUAGCCACUCGUAGAACGUAACUUCCGCGCAAACAUUUUUUCGCACCUUCAACAGUCCGAGAGACAAUGGUUCACGGUCGAACGCGGACGCGCUGCGCACACGCGUGCACGGACACACGCAGACACACAGAUACACGUGCA